AUGUAUCAAAGUGACGUGAAGCCCACCAACCUUCUGCAUCUAUCCAGCGCGCCACAACCUGUCACGGCAGCAAUGUCUCCUGAGUCCUCCUCUACCUCCUCUACUGCAGCCUAUAUGAUCACAACCUCUUCAGCCGCCGGCCCUGGGCCCAAUUUACACUUUCCAUCACCACUGUCCACAGACUACCUACAACUCCGUGGCGUCUCUGACACCUGGCAAGCUCCACCACAGACUCCAGUGCAGCCUCCAACCUCACAACAUCACCACCAGCACGACGCAUGGGAAUCUCUCCCAACUACAACAUAUUUCUCUCAACCUCACCAAUCUCCUUCCUACACGAAGCCUCGGCGCAGUCAGAUGCCUCCAAUGGGCUGCAAACGCAGCGGAUCCGGCACCAUUACCGCCGCUAGUGGAAAGGCAGGAUUUAGAGGUCUGCGAGACGAGAGAGAGGAGAGUUGCAGAGUGAUUAAUGGCAGCAAUUCACCUAGAGACCUUGGAGGCUCUCUGGAGGGAAUGAAUGGAUCAGCUGUGACGGUGGCGGCUGCCACAAAGAAGUGCCGGGUGUGUGGGGAUCGUGCGGUUAAUCACAAUUUUGGCCAACUCACCUGUGAGUCGUGCAAGGCAUUCUUCCGCAGGAACGCUCAUAAGGUGGGUCCCUUUUGUCAAUUGAUGCUAAUAGCAUCGCUAAAUAACACUUGUGGUGCUUGA
Molecule: messenger RNA, 708 nt
Organism: Echinococcus granulosus
Lineage: Eukaryota; Metazoa; Platyhelminthes; Cestoda; Cyclophyllidea; Taeniidae
Product: Nuclear hormone receptor family member nhr-48
Exons: 1
Coding region: 1-708 (235 amino acids)
Biological process (GO): positive regulation of transcription by RNA polymerase II; cell differentiation; negative regulation of transcription by RNA polymerase II
Molecular function (GO): nuclear receptor activity; RNA polymerase II cis-regulatory region sequence-specific DNA binding; zinc ion binding
Source: RefSeq, a predicted model, not a curated record